This is a messenger RNA of Haliotis rufescens (red abalone), 1526 nucleotides long. RefSeq names its product opsin-5-like. Gene Ontology annotation, molecular function: G protein-coupled receptor activity. The transcript has 5 exons. Gene Ontology annotation, biological process: G protein-coupled receptor signaling pathway. The coding region runs from base 113 to 1216 and encodes 367 amino acids. Gene Ontology annotation, cellular component: membrane. The record is from RefSeq and is a predicted model, not a curated record. NCBI's taxonomy places the organism in Eukaryota, Metazoa, Mollusca, Gastropoda, Lepetellida, Haliotidae.
UGGCGAGGUCGCCGUCAAUCUAUAAAUGGUUCGCGUGACAAUGAAGCUUACAUUUGAAGGACCGGCGUCACGGUAUAGGACAUUGCCGUCCAUGUUGCAGUAGAGUCUGGGAAUGGGGAACGUGACAGUGUUGGACCCUUGGGAACAGCUGUUUGCAUCAGGGAAACUAAGGUCACUGGGGCCUAUCGGGUAUUUGGCAACGUCUGUGUACCUUGCCACCAUAGGUAUCAUCGCCACGUUUGGGAACGGCCUCGUCUGUUAUGUUAUUUUACGGAGCAAGAAGCUACGAUCCCGGCCCCACAACAUGCUGCUGGUCAACAUGGCGUUCUCAGACCUGUGUAUCACGGCUUUCGGCUACCCGUACACCACCAUAUCCGGCUUUGCCAACAAGUAUAUGUUUGGCUGGGUGUACUGCAAGAUGCAAGGAUUCCUCACCUUCACCUUUGCCCAGUCAUCCAUGAACACCCUUGCUGUCAUCAGCAUUUACCGUUACGUGUCUGUCUGCAAGCCUCAUCUCAACUACAAGUUGACGGUGAGUAUGACCCAGUUCGUGUUGUUUCUCACGUGGCUGUACACUGUGCUAUGGACGGCGCCGCCACUGUUCGGGUGGAGCCGCUACACCAUCGAGCCGUUCGGGACGUCGUGCAGCAUCGACUGGACCAGUGCCAAUGAUUGGGACGUCGCCUACGUCUACUGCCUCGUGGUCUUCUGCUACCUCGUCCACAUUGCGAUCAUGUCCUUCUCCUACUAUAAGAUAGUGAAGAAGUCCGCGACGCUGAGAAUGAACACACGUAAAACUAUGGACCUUGAUGAAGCAAAGCAAGUCCACAAGAUGAAGGUUGAGAUCAAAGUCACUGGGAUGUGUCUGACAAUGGUCAUCAUCUUCACCAUAGUGUGGUCCCCCUACACCUUCGUGUGCCUGUGGUCAGUGUACGACCCCAACCUGCCUAUAUGGACGACCACUCUCCCCACCAUGUUCGCCAAACUGGCCAGCAUGCUCAAUCCAUUUAUCUAUGUGGCCACCAACAGAUCUUUCAAGGACGCUGCGAAAGAGUUAAUCUUCGCCCGACGGAACAGGAUCCAUGCAAUUGAGGACUUUCGCAGAAAGAGGAGGACGACUGAGAAGUCCAUCUACACGAUUGACCGGACAAAGGAGGGUAUCUACAUAGGUGUGGCGGAGGUCAAGAUAUCAACCAGAGACACUACAUUCUUCUGAAGACUUCUUUUGUGCGUAGCGUAGGGGCUGAAGCUACGAGCGGCGUUGUAUCCAGUUACUGAGGCUUGGCCCGUCGUCCGUCUGUCUCUCUGUCUGCUGACGACUCUGGCCACGGGUACAUCUCAUCGCAGCUAAACAGCAUCUAGAAAGUCAAUAACUGCCAUAGAGUUCGCUCAGUUAUAAUGAGACCAUGGCCAUGAAAAUGAGUUGAAUCAAACUUGAUUACUCGCAAGUAAUGUUAAAAUUGAUGACGUUUGUGUUUUAGUCACGUGAUAGUUGUAUUCAGAGUUUGUUGCCAGCAAACAUUGUC